Hipposideros armiger (great roundleaf bat) is the source of this 2931-nucleotide messenger RNA. It is a transcript of the gene KDM1A, whose product is annotated as lysine demethylase 1A. Bases 157 to 2616 code for a protein of 819 amino acids. Gene Ontology annotation, molecular function: flavin adenine dinucleotide binding; chromatin binding; oxidoreductase activity. The transcript is spliced from 20 exons. Lineage: Eukaryota; Metazoa; Chordata; Mammalia; Chiroptera; Hipposideridae. The record is from RefSeq and is a predicted model, not a curated record. Gene Ontology annotation, biological process: chromatin remodeling; regulation of DNA-templated transcription. Gene Ontology annotation, cellular component: nucleus.
AUUGUCCCGACGCGGCUGGAGGGCGCUCAGCGCGUGCGUACGCGUCGGCGGUUGGCAGCGCGCGGACUGCGUGAAGUGAAGCGAGGCGAGGCGGUCGGAACCUCAGCCCCGCAGACUGAGCGGCCCCUACGGCCGUCAGCAGCCAGGCCGUCCGAGAUGUUGUCUGGGAAGAAGGCGGCUGCUGCGGCGGCCGCGGCGGCCGCGGCCGGGUCGGAGACUAGUGCUGGGACAGCGGCCGGCGCUGAGAACGGCUCAGAGGUGGCCGCGCCGCCGGCGGGCCUGUCGGGCCCUGCGGAGGCCGGGUCGGGGGCGGCCGGGGAGCGCACUCCCCGUAAGAAGGAGCCUCCACGGGCCUCGCCUCCCGGGGGCCUGGCCGAGCCCCCGGGGUCCGCCGGGCCUCAAACCGGGCCUACUGUAGUGCCUGGAUCCGCGACCCCCAUGGAAACGGGAAUCGCGGAGACUCCGGAGGGGCGACGGACCAGCCGGCGCAAGCGGGCGAAGGUAGAGUACAGAGAGAUGGAUGAAAGCUUGGCCAACCUCUCGGAAGAUGAGUAUUAUUCAGAAGAAGAGAGAAAUGCCAAAGCUGAGAAGGAAAAGAAGCUUCCCCCACCACCCCCACAAGCCCCUCCUGAGGAAGAAAAUGAAAGUGAACCUGAAGAGCCAUCUGGGCAAGCAGGAGGACUUCAAGACGACAGUUCUGGAGGGUAUGGAGACGGCCAAGCAUCAGGUGAGGGUGGCAUUAGAUGCUUGCCACUUAGUAGCCAGAGCUGCCAGUUGCAGUUGUGGUUGGAUAAUCCAAAGAUUCAGCUGACAUUUGAGGCUACCCUCCAACAAUUAGAAGCACCUUACAACAGUGACACUGUGCUUGUCCACCGAGUUCACAGUUAUUUAGAGCGUCAUGGUCUUAUCAACUUCGGCAUCUAUAAGAGGAUAAAACCCCUCCCAAGUACUUACCAUUUAAUUUCUGAAAAACAGGAUCGUGUAGGUGGACGAGUUGCCACAUUUCGCAAAGGAAACUAUGUAGCUGAUCUUGGAGCCAUGGUAGUGACAGGUCUUGGAGGGAAUCCCAUGGCUGUGGUCAGCAAACAAGUAAAUAUGGAACUGGCCAAGAUCAAACAAAAAUGUCCACUUUAUGAAGCCAAUGGACAAGCUGACACUGUCAAGGUUCCCAAAGAGAAAGAUGAAAUGGUGGAGCAAGAGUUUAACCGGCUUCUGGAAGCUACGUCCUACCUUAGCCAUCAGCUCGACUUCAAUGUCCUCAAUAAUAAGCCUGUGUCCCUCGGCCAGGCCUUGGAGGUUGUCAUUCAGUUACAAGAAAAGCACGUCAAAGAUGAGCAGAUUGAACAUUGGAAGAAGAUAGUGAAAACUCAGGAGGAAUUGAAAGAACUUCUUAAUAAGAUGGUAAAUUUGAAAGAGAAAAUUAAAGAACUCCAUCAGCAAUACAAAGAAGCAUCUGAAGUCAAGCCACCCCGAGAUAUCACUGCUGAGUUCUUAGUGAAAAGUAAACACAGGGACUUGACUGCGCUGUGCAAGGAAUACGAUGAAUUAGCUGAAACACAAGGAAAGCUAGAAGAAAAACUUCAAGAAUUGGAAGCCAAUCCCCCAAGUGAUGUAUAUCUCUCGUCAAGAGACAGACAAAUACUUGAUUGGCAUUUUGCAAACCUUGAAUUUGCUAAUGCCACACCUCUUUCUACGCUCUCCCUUAAACAUUGGGAUCAGGAUGAUGAUUUUGAGUUUACUGGCAGCCACCUGACAGUGAGGAAUGGCUACUCGUGUGUACCUGUGGCUUUAGCAGAAGGCCUGGACAUUAAAUUAAAUACAGCAGUUCGGCAGGUUCGCUACACGGCCUCAGGAUGUGAAGUGAUAGCUGUGAACACCCGCUCCACGAGCCAGACCUUUAUUUAUAAGUGCGAUGCAGUUCUCUGUACCCUCCCCUUGGGGGUGUUGAAGCAGCAGCCACCAGCUGUUCAGUUUGUGCCGCCUCUUCCUGAGUGGAAAACAUCUGCAGUCCAGAGGAUGGGCUUUGGCAACCUCAACAAGGUGGUGUUGUGUUUUGACCGGGUGUUCUGGGAUCCAAGUGUCAAUCUGUUCGGGCACGUUGGCAGUACAACCGCCAGCAGGGGUGAGCUCUUCCUCUUCUGGAACCUCUACAAAGCUCCAAUACUAUUGGCACUUGUAGCGGGAGAAGCCGCUGGCAUCAUGGAAAACAUAAGUGACGAUGUGAUUGUUGGCCGAUGCCUGGCCAUUCUCAAAGGGAUUUUUGGUAGCAGCGCAGUGCCCCAGCCCAAGGAAACUGUGGUGUCUCGCUGGCGUGCUGAUCCCUGGGCCCGUGGCUCCUAUUCCUACGUAGCCGCAGGAUCAUCUGGAAAUGACUAUGAUUUAAUGGCUCAGCCGAUCACUCCCGGCCCCUCAAUUCCAGGUGCCCCACAGCCAAUUCCACGACUCUUCUUUGCUGGAGAACAUACAAUCCGUAACUACCCAGCCACGGUCCAUGGUGCUCUGCUGAGUGGGCUUCGAGAAGCAGGAAGGAUUGCAGACCAGUUCCUGGGAGCCAUGUACACACUGCCUCGCCAGGCCACACCAGGUGUCCCUGCACAGCAGUCCCCAAGCAUCUGAGCCACAUGCGUUCUAAGGGAAGAGGCCCACGUACGUGUCUUUUGCUGCGUAAGCCAAGUUCUUCUAGCAAUACUAGGUUCCUGAGGAACUGGCCCUGUGUCUGGGCUCCUGGUCAGCUGCUGGAGCUCCUGAUCGGCAGGUGGCCAGGGAGGUCGCCUCCUUCGAGUGACUGACAGCUAGGGAGGCACAUGUCCUUUAGUUGGAAGUCUGUGUUCUUCGUAAAGACGGGCAAGGAAGUGCUGUGGGAGAUCAUCCCAGUCUCGGUGUGUGGUAGUUUUUUUUUAUAUUUUGAGAAUAAAACUUCAUAUAAAAUUA